Messenger RNA from Dicrocoelium dendriticum, 438 nucleotides. The record is from the annotation of a GenBank genome assembly. Lineage: Eukaryota; Metazoa; Platyhelminthes; Trematoda; Plagiorchiida; Dicrocoeliidae.
AUGGUCAUCACUCUAAAUAUUCUCUACUUGAGUCAGCUUUUAGAGAAAAUGGCCAAGUCCAGCCUCUCUGAUCGCCCUGCUGAACUUGGGUGCUUUGGAAUUAUUCUACUCGGACUGUCGUACCUCUUCAUUAUCAUCACAUUUCCACUCUCUCUUUGCUUCACCACAAAGGUGAUUGCAGAGUAUGAACGUGCGGUUAUCUUUCGCUUGGGACGUAUCCUCCAAGGAGGUGCCAGAGGACCUGGUCUACUGUUCAUUGUUCCAUGCUUGGACCGUGUGCGUAAGGUGGACCUCAGGACAGUGACUUUCGAUGUGCCACCACAGGAGGUAAGGCUGAGGGAUUUAUUUGCUACCAAACUGGUCAUUAUGCUGUGCUUUAAUUUGUGGCUGUCUAGCUUCAUUAUUUACGACCCACCGACAAACCUAUGGCAGCAUUAG